AUGCAGAGUAAAUGGUAAUUAAAAUGUGCAGGAUGACAAGAUGGAGCAAACAGUGCUUGUACCACCAGGACCUGACAGCUUCAACUUCUUCACCAGAGAAUCUCUUGCGACUAUUGAAAGACGCAUUGCAGAAGAAAAGGCUAAGAAUCCCAAACCAGACAAGAAAGAUGAUGAUGAAAAUGGCCCAAAGCCAAAUAGUGACUUGGAAGCUGGAAAGAACCUUCCAUUUAUAUAUGGAGACAUUCCUCCAGGGAUGGUGUCAGAGCCCUUGGAGGACCUGGACCCAUACUACAUCAAUAAGAAAACUUUUAUAGUAUUGAAUAAAGGGAAGGCCAUCUUCCGGUUCAGUGCCACCUCUGCCCUGUACAUUUUAACUCCCUUCAAUCCUCUUAGGAAAAUAGCUAUUAAGAUUUUGGUACAUUCAUUAUUCAGCAUGCUAAUCAUGUGCACUAUUUUGACGAACUGCGUGUUUAUGACAAUGAGUAAUCCUCCCGAGUGGACAAAGAAUGUAGAGUAUACCUUCACGGGAAUAUAUACAUUUGAAUCACUCAUAAAAAUUAUUGCAAGGGGCUUCUGCUUAGAAGAUUUUACUUUCCUUCGGGACCCAUGGAACUGGCUUGAUUUCACUGUCAUUACAUUUGCAUAUGUGACAGAGUUUGUGGACCUGGGCAAUGUCUCAGCGUUGAGAACAUUCAGAGUUCUCCGAGCAUUGAAAACAAUUUCCGUCAUUCCAGGCCUGAAGACCAUCGUAGGGGCCCUGAUCCAGUCAGUGAAGAAGCUCUCGGACGUCAUGAUCCUGACUGUGUUCUGUCUGAGUGUGUUUGCUCUGAUUGGGCUGCAGCUUUUCAUGGGCAACCUGAGAAAUAAAUGUGUACAGUGGCCUCCCAGUAAUUCUUCCCUGGAGGAACAUAGUAUAGAGAGGAAUAUAACUGUGAAUUACAACGGCACUCUUGUAAACGAAACUCUCGUUGAGUUUGACUGGAAGUCAUAUGUUCAAGAUUCAAAAUACCAUUAUUUCUUGGAGGGCAUUUUAGAUGCACUGCUAUGUGGAAACAGCUCUGAUGCAGGCCAAUGUCCAGAAGGAUACAUGUGUGUAAAAGCUGGUAGAAACCCCAAUUAUGGCUACACCAGCUUUGAUACUUUCAGUUGGGCUUUUUUAUCUUUAUUUCGACUAAUGACUCAGGACUUCUGGGAAAAUCUUUACCAACUGACAUUACGAGCAGCUGGGAAAACAUAUAUGAUAUUUUUUGUGCUGGUCAUUUUCUUGGGCUCAUUCUACCUAAUAAAUUUGAUUCUGGCUGUGGUGGCCAUGGCCUAUGAGGAACAGAAUCAGGCCACCUUGGAAGAGGCAGAGCAGAAAGAAGCUGAGUUUCAGCAGAUGCUCGAACAACUUAAAAAGCAACAGGAGGCAGCCCAGCAGGCUUCAGCUGUAACUGCCUCAGAGCAUUCCAGAGAACCGAGUGCAGCAGGUGGCCUCUCAGACAGUUCCUCUGAAGCCUCCAAGUUGAGUUCCAAGAGUGCUAAGGAAAGAAGAAAUCGGAGAAAGAAAAGGAAACAGAAAGAGCAGUCUGGUGGGGAAGAGAAAGAUGAGGAUGAUUUCCAUAAAUCUGAAUCAGAAGACAGCAUCAGGAGGAAAGGGUUUCGCUUCUCCAUUGAAGGGAAUCGACUAACAUAUGAAAAGAGGUACUCCUCUCCACACCAGUCUUUGUUGAGCAUCCGUGGCUCCCUAUUUUCUCCAAGGCGAAAUAGCAGAACAAGCCUUUUCAGCUUUAGAGGGCGAACAAAAGAUGUGGGGUCCGAGAAUGACUUUGCUGAUGACGAACACAGCACAUUUGAGGAUAAUGAGAGCCGGAGAGAUUCGCUAUUUGUACCCCGACGUCAUGGAGAGAGACGCAACAGUAACCUGAGUCAGACUAGUAGGUCGUCCCGGAUGCUGGCAGUGUUUCCAGCGAAUGGGAAGAUGCACAGCACUGUGGAUUGCAAUGGUGUGGUUUCCUUGGUUGGUGGACCUUCAGUUCCUACAUCGCCUGUUGGACAGCUUCUGCCAGAGGGAACAACCACUGAAACUGAAAUGAGGAAGAGAAGGUCAAGUUCUUUCCAUGUUUCCAUGGACUUUCUAGAAGAUCCUUCCCAAAGACAAAGGGCAAUGAGUAUAGCCAGUAUUUUAACAAAUACAGUAGAAGAGCUUGAAGAAUCCAGACAAAAAUGCCCUCCUUGUUGGUAUAAAUUUUCCAACGUAUUCUUAAUCUGGGACUGUUCGCCACAUUGGUUAAAGGUGAAACACAUUGUCAACUUGAUUGUGAUGGACCCAUUUGUUGACCUAGCCAUCACCAUCUGCAUUGUCUUAAAUACUCUUUUCAUGGCCAUGGAGCACUACCCAAUGACGCCACAUUUCAAUCAUGUGCUUACAGUCGGAAACUUGGUAUUCACUGGAAUCUUUACAGCAGAAAUGUUUCUGAAAAUUAUUGCUAUGGAUCCUUACUAUUAUUUCCAAGAAGGCUGGAAUAUCUUUGAUGGGUUCAUUGUGACACUCAGCCUGGUAGAACUUGGCCUCGCAGAUGUGGAAGGAUUAUCAGUUCUCCGUUCAUUCAGAUUGCUCCGAGUAUUCAAAUUGGCAAAAUCUUGGCCAACAUUAAAUAUGCUAAUAAAGAUCAUUGGCAAUUCAGUGGGGGCUUUGGGAAAUCUGACCCUGGUCUUGGCCAUCAUCGUCUUCAUUUUUGCCGUGGUCGGCAUGCAGCUCUUUGGUAAGAGCUACAAAGAUUGUGUCUGCAAGAUCUCCAAUGACUGUAAACUCCCUCGCUGGCACAUGAAUGACUUUUUCCACUCCUUCCUAAUUGUGUUCCGCGUGCUGUGUGGAGAGUGGAUAGAGACCAUGUGGGACUGUAUGGAGGUCGCUGGCCAAGCCAUGUGCCUUACUGUCUUCAUGAUGGUCAUGGUCAUUGGGAACCUAGUGGUCCUGAACCUCUUUCUGGCUUUGCUUCUGAGCUCAUUCAGCGCAGACAACCUUGCUGCCACUGAUGAUGAUAAUGAAAUGAACAAUCUCCAAAUUGCUGUGGAGAGGAUGCACAAGGGGAUAGCAUAUGUGAAAAGAAAAAUAUAUGAAUUUAUUCAACAGUCCUUUGUUAGGAAACAAAAGAUUUUAGAUGAGAUUAAACCACUUGAUGAUCUAAACAACAAGAAAGACAACUGUAUGUCCAACCAUACAACAGAAAUUGGGAAAGAUCUUGAGUAUCUUAAAGAUGUCAAUGGAACCACAAGUGGCAUAGGAACUGGCAGCAGUGUUGAAAAAUACAUUAUUGAUGAAAGUGAUUACAUGUCAUUCAUAAACAACCCCAGUCUUACUGUAACUGUUCCAAUUGCUGUUGGAGAGUCUGACUUUGAAAACUUAAACACAGAGGACUUCAGUAGUGAAUCAGAUCUGGAAGAAAGCAAAGAGAAACUUAACGAAAGCAGUAGCUCCUCGGAAGGCAGCACUGUAGACAUUGGCGCUCCUGCGGAAGAGCAGCCUGUAGUGGAACCUGAAGAAACCUUGGAGCCUGAAGCCUGUUUCACUGAAGGUUGUGUACAAAGAUUCAAAUGUUGUCAAGUCAGUGUGGAAGAAGGGCGAGGAAAGCAAUGGUGGAACUUGAGAAGAACGUGUUUCCGAAUUGUUGAACAUAACUGGUUUGAGACGUUCAUUGUCUUCAUGAUUCUCCUUAGUAGUGGCGCUCUGGCAUUCGAAGACAUAUAUAUUGAUCAGCGAAAGACGAUUAAGACUAUGUUGGAAUAUGCUGACAAGGUUUUCACUUACAUUUUCAUUCUGGAAAUGCUUCUAAAAUGGGUAGCAUAUGGCUAUCAAACAUAUUUCACCAAUGCCUGGUGUUGGCUCGACUUCUUAAUUGUUGAUGUUUCAUUGGUCAGUUUAACAGCAAAUGCCUUGGGUUAUUCAGAACUUGGUGCCAUCAAAUCUCUCAGGACACUAAGAGCUCUAAGGCCUCUGAGAGCCUUAUCACGAUUUGAAGGGAUGAGGGUGGUUGUGAAUGCCCUUUUAGGAGCAAUUCCAUCCAUCAUGAAUGUGCUUCUGGUUUGUCUUAUAUUCUGGCUAAUUUUCAGCAUCAUGGGCGUAAAUUUGUUUGCUGGCAAAUUCUACCAUUGUAUUAACACCACAACUGGUGACUACUUUGACAUCUCCGACGUGAAUAAUCAUUCUGAUUGCCUAAAACUAAUAGAGAGAAAUGAGACUGCCCGAUGGAAAAAUGUGAAAGUAAACUUUGAUAAUGUAGGAUUUGGGUAUCUCUCUUUGCUUCAAGUUAACAAAUUUCAAGGAAUGGUCUUUGACUUUGUAACCAGACAAGUUUUUGACAUAAGUAUCAUGAUUCUAAUCUGUCUCAAUAUGGUCACUAUGAUGGUGGAAACAGAUGACCAGAGUGAAGAAAUGACUAUUAUUUUAUCACGCAUCAACCUGGUGUUCAUUGUUCUGUUCACUGGAGAGUGCGUGCUGAAGCUCAUCUCCCUCCGACAUUAUUACUUUACCAUAGGCUGGAAUAUCUUUGAUUUUGUGGUUGUAAUUCUCUCCAUUGUAGGUAAGAAAUAUUUAAGUGCCCUGGGAUCCUAUUUCUUACCACCCUUUCUUAUUGUUGAAAUUAUUUUAUCUGUAAUAAUAAAUUCUCUGCGUCUGAUCAAAGGGGCAAAGGGAAUCCGAACACUGCUGUUUGCUUUGAUGAUGUCCCUUCCUGCCUUGUUUAACAUCGGCCUCCUGCUCUUCCUGGUCAUGUUCAUCUACGCCAUCUUUGGAAUGUCCAACUUUGCCUAUGUUAAGAGGGAAGUUGGAAUUGAUGACAUGUUCAACUUUGAGACCUUUGGCAACAGCAUGAUCUGCCUAUUCCAAAUUACCACCUCUGCUGGCUGGGAUGGAUUGUUAGCACCUAUCCUUAAUAGUGGACCACCUGACUGUGAUCCUAAUAAAGUUAACCCUGGAAGUCCUGUUAAGGGAGACUGUGGCAACCCAUCUGUUGGGAUUUUCUUCUUUGUCAGUUACAUCAUCAUCUCAUUCCUGGUUGUGGUGAACAUGUACAUCGCUGUCAUCCUGGAGAACUUCAGUGUUGCUACUGAAGAAAGUGCAGAGCCCCUGAGUGAGGAUGACUUCGAGAUGUUUUAUGAGGUUUGGGAGAAGUUUGAUCCAGAUGCUACUCAGUUCAUGGAAUUUGAGAAACUAUCACAGUUUGCAGCUGCUCUUGAACCCCCUCUCAAUUUGCCACAACCAAACAAAGUCCAGCUCAUUGCCAUGGAUCUCCCCAUGGUCAGUGGUGACCGGAUCCACUGUCUUGACAUCUUAUUUGCUUUUACAAAGCGGGUUCUGGGGGAGAGUGGAGAGAUGGAUGCUCUCCGAAUACAGAUGGAAGAGAGAUUCAUGGCUUCCAAUCCUUCCAAGGUCUCCUAUCAGCCAAUUACCACUACUUUAAAACGAAAACAAGAGGAGUUGUCUGCUCUUAUUAUUCAGCGUGCUUAUAGGCGCCAUCUUUUGAAGCGAACUGUUAAACAAGCUUCAUUUACAUACAACAAAAACAAAAUCAAAAGUGGGGCUAAUCUUCUUGUAAAAGAAGACCUGAUAAUUGAUAGAAUAAAUGAAAACUCUAUUACAGAGAAAACUGAUCUCACCAUGUCCACAGCAGUUUGUCCACCCUCUUAUGACCGGGUAACAAAGCCAAUCGUAGAAAAACAUGAGCAAGAAGGCAAAGAUGAAAAAGCCAAAGGGAAAUAA
Chrysochloris asiatica (Cape golden mole) is the source of this 5740-nucleotide messenger RNA. It is a transcript of the gene SCN1A, whose product is annotated as sodium channel, voltage-gated, type I, alpha subunit. The coding region runs from base 41 to 5740 and encodes 1899 amino acids. The transcript is spliced from 26 exons. NCBI's taxonomy places the organism in Eukaryota, Metazoa, Chordata, Mammalia, Afrosoricida, Chrysochloridae. Gene Ontology annotation, cellular component: axon; voltage-gated sodium channel complex; plasma membrane. Gene Ontology annotation, molecular function: voltage-gated sodium channel activity. The record is from RefSeq and is a predicted model, not a curated record. Gene Ontology annotation, biological process: sodium ion transmembrane transport; membrane depolarization during action potential; neuronal action potential.